Molecule: messenger RNA, 1602 nt
Organism: Pygoscelis adeliae (Adelie penguin)
Lineage: Eukaryota; Metazoa; Chordata; Aves; Sphenisciformes; Spheniscidae
Gene: EIF1B
Product: eukaryotic translation initiation factor 1B
Exons: 3
Biological process (GO): translational initiation
Cellular component (GO): eukaryotic 43S preinitiation complex
Molecular function (GO): translation initiation factor activity; RNA binding; ribosomal small subunit binding
Source: RefSeq, a predicted model, not a curated record
CUUGCAGACCCCUUUGCUGAUGCAACAAAGGGUGACGACUUACUCCCGGCGGGGACUGAGGAUUACAUUCAUAUAAGGAUCCAGCAACGAAACGGAAGAAAGACACUAACAACUGUUCAGGGAAUUGCAGACGAUUAUGACAAAAAGAAACUUGUGAAAGCUUUCAAAAAGAAAUUUGCUUGUAAUGGUACUGUGAUUGAACAUCCUGAAUACGGUGAAGUUAUCCAGCUUCAAGGUGACCAGAGGAAGAACAUUUGCCAAUUCCUCUUGGAGAUUGGCAUUGUCAAGGAAGAACAACUGAAAGUUCAUGGUUUCUAAAAUACCUGUACUCUUAUGAAGAACCCUGCAGUAUUUGGUCUUACCUAGCCCGGCUCUUCUGCGAAAAAUGAAUCUUUGCAGUGAAUGGACUUCCCUGUUACCUGAACAUUUAAAAUUUGAUUCAGAUUUGCAUGACUGCGUGAAACAUGUGGUGUGUAGACUAGAAACACAUAAGAAAACUUCAGUAAGGUGGUAAUGAAGACACUUGUGAACUUUAACACAUUUCCAAUGGAAAUGUUUUAGCAAUGAUUCUUCAAUUUACUACUCUUCACCUGACUUAAAUGUGUGGGUUGUAUGAAAAUAGUGUGUGUUGUUGCUUAGAAAUAAAAGUUUAUUCAUAUAUUUUCUGGGAUAUCUGAAAUGCUUUAGCUUAAGUUUUAAACUAGCACAACAGCCUUACUAAAGAACGGCUAAAAUGUUCUGUGGCAAGUGUAGCUCACUGCUCAUUGAAUAAAUUGGAAAAUCUACAUAAUGAAGUAUUAGCUAAUUAAUCAGUAGAUUAGCUUGAUGUGAUCUUAUCCUGUAGCUGUAAGACUAGAGCUUUAAAGUCUUUUGUGUAGGUGUAUCUUAGUAGCAGCAUGAUAAGACAUAAAUUGUUUGCUGAGUAAGUAACUGGACCUUCUCUAAAAUUUACUGCAGUGACUAUGAAAUGUUAGUGUUAAGCAUGGUAUGACUAAAAUAAGCUGUACUCCUUAAGGCAGCUAUUACUGAGAACAUGUUAAACAUCUAGUCUUGCAUAGCACUCCCAAAACAUUUGAAGGAAGUGCAUGGGAUUUCAUCUCUCUUCUGUCACUGAGUGAAGGGGAAAGACAGUGAGUUAGCUUCUGCCAUGACUGUGCAUUUAAUGUUGGCAAGCAGAGUGCUUCAAUAAGCUGGUAGUGUUAGCGGUGGAAGUAAGGAAGGGAACAAGCUCUACACUAACCUUUUUUUUUUUUUUCCCUGGUGUGAAAAGUUUUGCUGUGACUAACGGUUAAUAUGGAGGGUUUUGUAAUGGGGUUUGGGUGUUACCACAGAAAGCUGAUUUAGUCUACUUUUCUAGCAGGCAAUUCAUUUGCUGUGAUCUGAAGUUAUAAUAGGUUUGUUCCACCAUGCUUUUAAUACGGUUUUAGUUAGCUGUAGGCAUUUGGUAUUCUGCUUUUAAGACGUGUCUCUUUACAGAAUGAAAUUACUUCAUUUGGUGAAACAUACAGAUCUCAUCUUCCUUGUGAGAUAGACAUGGACAUUUUCUCUGAAACAAUUCAAAACAUGCUGAGCUGGGAAACCAUAAGAAUAGUGGGAAAAGUU